UUUAUAAAAUUAUUUGUUACCGCUUUCAACAAUUUGAAAAUUAAUUAGAUGCAAAUAGAUUUAUAUUAGAAAUAGAGUAAUUAUAUACAUCGGUUAGAGUUUCUUUUAUUUGUGUCUUAGAAAUUAGUAAAAGAAAAUUAUAUUUCAGAAAUUGAAGAUUGGAUAUUUGAAUUUGGCGGGAAGCAUGCGACGGAAGGAUGGGGGAAGUGGUGGGUGGUUAGAGACUAUAUGGCUAAUUAAGGUUCCAAAGCAGUGACGAUCGGCCGAGUAUUUUCAGAAGGUAUAAACUGAUGGGGUAGAAAAUGGAUGUAAUAAAAAAAGAGUUGCUGGCCCCAGCGAAAUACAUGAAAGUAACAGAUGGCAGGAUCUGUUUGACUGUUCACAAAAACUGGAUGACCAGUUUACUUACGUUAGGUCCAAUUUUAUUUAUUAAUCAUGAACGAUUGACAGAAGAUGAAAUUGCAGCACAACCUUUGCUUGAAGAGUUGGGACCGAACUGGAUAAGAGUGUAUGCCAAAGUCUAUGAGAAACAGCACAAAUACGCUGUUCCACUUCCUAGAGGAAGGCAUACGACCAAUGGAAAUACUCAAGCAGACUUAACAUUUUCACAAUUAUUACAUUAUGUUAUGGAAACGAAUAAUCGAAACCUGUGGAAGGACUGUUACAAAAAAUAUUACAAUCCGUGGAAUUGCAUAGAUCAUAAAGAUCAAUGCAACAUAACUGCUAACGUAAGUGCUACAUCAAUCAUGCAAGAGGUAUUGCAGAAAAUGUACGGUUGUAUAUUAGCGCAAGUUAAAGAUGGGUCUGUCAUAUCCAUAUUACCUGGCGUUUCGAUUGAAGUGCAUUGCAAUCUCCUUCCAAUAUUUUUUGCUGUCGAAACGACCUCUGCUUUUGUAACGUUGUAUGAACAGACUGCAGAAUAUUCUCUUCGCGAGUGUGUAAUGUACAGCCCAGCCGCUUUGAAUAUGAGUCACGGAAAGGCGUUGUUUCUAAUAUAUCAAUUAUUACAACUGUGCAGAGACUUGCAUGAUCGUGGCUUAGUUUUGGGCGAAGUCACUCUCAGCGAUAUAUUAUUGAUGGACAAUUUCACCAUCCAGGUUCUACCAAAACUGACUGACAAUUUGUAUAUAAAACCUGAAAAUGAGCUUAGCAAAGGUUUCGUUGGUCAAGAACCCAAAGGGAAGAAUUCUGGUGGAUAUAAAAAAGUUGCCGACAUGAUUUCAUUGAACACUACAUUGCAAGGAACACACGAUUUCGGGAAGAACGAAAACAUUGAAAAAUUGUGUGAAAUGUGGGUGUAUAACUGUAUCAGUAAUUAUGAUUAUUUGACUGCAUUGAAUAAUAUGGCUGGAAGAAGGUAUGGAGAUCCAAGUUGUCAUCACGUAAUGCCUUGGGUCACAGAUUUCACAUCACGAUGCGGUGGUAAUUGGAGGGACUUAACGAAAUCCAAGUUUCGAUUGAAUAAGGGUGACAGACAGUUAGAUUUAACUUUUGAUUCGCAAUCUGUGGAAGUCGGACACCAUGUUUCCGAUGUAUUGUCAGAAAUUACGUACUACGUGUAUCUAUCGAGGCGUUACAAUAAAUCUGUUCUUUGCAAACACGUACGACCUCAGUGGGUUCCCGGGGAAUACCCGGCAUCUAUUCAGAGAUUACACGACUGGAGUCCAGACGAAUGUGUGCCACAAUUCUUUACGGAUCCUAGUGUUUUCAAGUCUAUUCACGAGGAUUUGCCUGAUUUGGAGAUUCCUGCGUGGGCAACAUCUCCGGAGGACUUUAUCGAAAAGCAUAGAGAGGCUUUAGAAAGCUUUUACGUAUCCGAAAGAUUGCAUCAUUGGAUAGAUUUGACUUUUGGUUACAAAUUGUCCGGAUCAGCAGCGGUGAAGUCAAAGAACGUUUGCUUGCACCUUGUUGACAACCAUACAAGCUUAACAAAUUCAGGUGUUGUUCAACUCUUCACGCAACCGCAUCCUCAGAAAAUAGUUCCAUCGCUUUAUUGGUGCAAGAUUCCACCAUGGUUGCGUUCAUCCUUCGUAGUCAGUAAAUACAAAAACGAUCAAUCUGGAAACAGAGCCAGCGACGACGAAGGCCACAGUUCUGGAUUCGAAGAAGAAGAGUUACCAGUUUCAAUUUUAAAUGCAUCCAGAUCAUCGCCUCUAGUUUUAAGUCGUCUGUUAAGUCGUUCCAGAGGAUCUUUACUCUCUACGGAGGAUGUCAAGCAAGAUAAGUCCAUAAAUCAGACAAUUACACUCCCGAAAGAUUAUAAUCCAGCCACAGCAAUUAUGCAAGUGGAAACUAUGCAUACGUUUGUGAAUAAAGUCAGCUCGCAGGUUUACAAACCAGAAAUCGAACUCCACGAGUCAUCCACAAAUUACAAACAGAUCGUGGCCAGCGGUCGUAUAAAAGAACAGCAAAUACUUGGUUGUCUGAUCGUGGAAAUAUUCCUUUCAAGCAAAUUUCGAGCGACUUGGAACAUGGAGAAAGUAUCGUUCGCUAAAAGACUCAGUACUUGUUUGAACAUUUUGAAAAUGUCUGCCGAUAGUUUGCCUAAGUGUGUAAGAAAUGCAGUCGCUCUGUUGCUACAAGUCGAUAUCAUUCCGAAAAGUUACAACAUCGACAAUAUUGAAGUAACUGAUACACCAUUUCGUUAUCCAACAAUUACACAUAUGGGUCUACCGCCACCAUCCGCCCACCAGUUUCUGCAACCAAUGCUUUCCGGGAAUCUAUUUCCAUUCUCCAAGUAUUACAAGUAUCUGUUCAACAUCGUAGAGAUGUUGCAAGAAUACAACAGUAUAGCACGCGAGUUAAAUUUCAUAAUGAAGUCCGAAGAGGACACAGACAUUGCGCUGAAAACGAAAACAAGAUUCCUGUGCAAAAUCAGUGAAUGCAAAGUAAAAGCAAUUGCCAGGGAAUUGGAGCGUUUACUGUCCCACGCUGGAGUUGCGAGAGAAGCCAGCUUAGAAUUGAUAGUUCCAUACAUACAGCAAAUAAUGGAAGAACGCUAUAGCGCAGUCUUGGCUGCUUGGUACUUGUUUGAUCCCAUCGCAAAAGCAUUGGGUCCCAAAGACACUGCAGAAAUAUUUCUUUUACCCAUUAUGAAGCUGUACGAGAACGGUUCCUUUAUGGACAAUUCGUUCUACGCUGACACGCACUCUUCGGGGCUGGUUGCAAAAUUUAGAACCACUCGUUUGUACCACAGAAACUUUCUGCUGAAACUUACAGUGAGAUUGGGUCUUCGAAGGUUUCUGGACAAUUUCAUUGCGCCUCUUGUAGAAGCUGUCGGGGGAUACAGAGACUAUGAAGGAUGUUCGACUUACUCCCACAAGACUCGCAAUCUCAAGAGCUGUGAUUUGAAUGAAAUUUGCAAUGAAGGUGAAGGAAUCCUGUCACCGUUAGACGAAGAUUCCUCCGCAGACUCAGAGCAGAUUUCCUUGUCGCCAGGACCUGUAACCAGCGACUAUGCGCACAAUGUGAAUUCGAACGACAACGAUGUCGACGAAGUGUUCACAAUGGAGGCGGAGGACAGUUCUUGGAUUCCCUUGAACUCAAGUACAUUGUACGACAUUGAUUUGCACAUAGAUUUGAAUUUGACACUCAACGAUGAUGUAAAUGAAGAAGGAAGCUCUCCGUUGAGAUCGGUUAAAUCUCCAAUAAUUCCCAUACCAAAGACAUCCAACUCUCCAAACAAAUUGACAACAGAAUUCAGUAACAUUGAUUGCAACGUAGGAAGCAAAACUUCUAAUGAAGAAUUCUUGUACAACGAUACUUAUGCUGGAAUUAAUGAUUUUGGAAACAUAUUUGAGAAAAUCUCCAAUGUCGAGGAACAGAAUUCUAGCGUAUUGCAGGCAGAUGAUAGUAAAUCUGAUACUGUGAUCCAUCAAGAUCACACGGAUCAUAUUUAUCAGAAAUUUGGAUCGAACGAGUGUACGACUUCUGAGAUGAGCGCAGGAUCUGUUACCUGGUUGUCUCAUCGACUCGGACCAGUUCUUACGGCUCGAUAUCUAUCCAGAAAUUUAUUGCGAAUGCUUGCGCUAUGUUACACUGGAAAAGAAAACUUAACAAUAAUCGAUGAUGUUUCAACAUCCAUGCAAGGCAUUACCUGGAACAAAAAGGUUUUAGUCGGAGACCGUAAUGCUGUAAAAGUUCUGGAAUGCCUCGCAGCUAUUGCAGGUCUUUAUGGAGAACAGAUUAUAAUAUUGCAGUAUUUUGCACACAUGGUCGAACUGUUAGCUCUUUGCAAGAGAAAAUUGACACAGAAUUUAGAGGGUGGACUCAUUUCGUGCUUGACUCUCUUGAAUUACAUUACGACAUACCUGAACGAUGCAACAUUGAUGGAUGUGUUUCACGAACUGAUCGUCAAAGCAAUACUGCAUCCUACGGUUCGAAUACUAUCGUCAACAAGGUUUACUUUUCCUAACGGAAUCUUAGCACGUUCUGUGUUAGCAGAAAAAUGUUUAGAGACUAUGUUCGUGUUCAGUUUACGACUAGGGAAUGUUAUCGUGAAGAAUCAUUUAGCCGUACCAAUCCAAAGAUUUUUCUUGACGUUCGAUAAAUCGUUUAGCCAAAGUGUUGGGAAUUUGAAGGGUGAAAUUAAUCAAAAACUAGGCGAACACUUUGCGAGGACAAAGUCUUCAACCGAAGAUAAUAGAGAUGUCCAAGGACUUCAACCAAAUUUCAACAUAGACGUUGCUGAUUCCUACUCUCCACCUGUGGUAGAAAAUUUGGAUACAGCGGACCCUCAAAAGGAUAAAGCACUUGACGAACUGAGAGCCGUAUUCACAACUGAGUUCGCUCACAAAGCAUACAUGCUCUUCUACAAAUGCAUCGACAACGAAGUAAUGGAACAGAUACUUAAAAACUACGAACAUAUCCAUCAUUUAUGCCACAAAUAUGAACAGGAGACUAAAAUUACUUCGUCGAAUGUUGAUACCAGCAAACAUAAUACUCCGUACAACAGCAAUUAUAAUGCAAUGGAAAGUACAGGAACGGCUAACAAGGAUGUCUCGAAUUUUGGAAAUAUAUCGGUGGUGGGCAAUAGAUUCGCAGUACAAAAGAACGAUGUUGGGGACUGUAUAACGUCAGAAAAUACGGUUAACAAUCGUGAGACCAGUUCUACGUACAUUGGGAGACAAUUACGAGGGAAUUGGCUAGCAUAUUGGGAACAUGAAAUUGGAAGAUCAGAUAAAGAUGUAGCAUUUAACAUAAAGCAAAUAAAGCUUCAAACGUUCAGUGGUCAUACCAACAGUAUUAGAUGUCUCAACGUAUUGGAUAACGAGAAUAGUUUUAUAAGCGGUGGAAGAGAUAAGACUGUAAAAUUAUGGAGCUUGAGAAGCCAGGGCGAUGGAAACACAGUUUCGUCUUGUCAGUAUACAUACACCGGGCACAAGAAAUCCAUUCUUGCGCUAACGUUCUUAGAAUCUUUGAGAUAUGUGGUUACCUGCGACGGAACGAUCCAUUGCUGGGAUCCUUUCAUGGGUUCGCUCUUAGGAUGUCCAGAAAGCUCCCGUCCUGUGCCUGUGAAUACAUUAACUGCAAGCCCUUCGCCCUGUACCACUCUGCUUGCUGGAACAACCGAUAUUACACUUAGAGUAAUUGAUUGCCGAACGUUUCAGUACGUCAACGAAAUGAAGGUAUCUGUGAACCCGACGGGUUUGAUUAGAUGCAUUGCAGUGGCACCCAGUGGUUACUGGGUGGCGUUGGGGCAGGCUUCAGGAUUUUUAACAAUUUUAGAUACUCGUACAGGUCUCAUCAUUGCAUCGUGGAAGGGGCACGAAUGCGAAAUAUUGCAAUUGGAGGCGAUAAACGAAACAACCAUCGUUAGUUCUUCGCUGGAUGAGACCAUUGCUGUGUGGAGUGCGCUGGAUGGAAAACUGAAAUUCCAUAUGAAGGGAUCCACCGAACCGGUUCAUUGCAUGUCUACCUACGAACAAGAGUUAAUAAUAGGUACAACAGCAAAUCGUGUGGGAGUUUAUACGUCAAUAGAAACAACAGCUUCAUUCUCAUCAUCAAAAUUGAAAUCAGAUACCUUUAAAGGUCUUCUAACUACGAUGGCUAUUCUGCCAUUAAAUCGAUUGUUAUUAUUAGGCGCAGACAAUGGUGGUAUCACUUUAAUUUGCUAAUCUGCACAUUUAAACAAACUCUUUCAACAUGUAAAUAAAUUGAAUUACGUAAUUAUGC
This is a messenger RNA of Colletes gigas, 6174 nucleotides long. It is a transcript of the gene Wdr81, whose product is annotated as WD repeat-containing protein 81. The coding region runs from base 303 to 6116 and encodes 1937 amino acids. Gene Ontology annotation, cellular component: mitochondrion. Gene Ontology annotation, molecular function: protein binding; phosphatidylinositol 3-kinase regulator activity. Gene Ontology annotation, biological process: aggrephagy. The record is from RefSeq and is a predicted model, not a curated record. The transcript is spliced from 23 exons. Lineage: Eukaryota; Metazoa; Arthropoda; Insecta; Hymenoptera; Colletidae.